AUGAAUUCCCCCACAUCGCACAGCUUGUUGCUUGUGUUUUGCCUGAUGCAGAGCAUUCAUGCUAGAUCUCUAUGGUCAACAGAGCCAGCAAAUAACUUCACAGAUAUAAUCAGAACGGCAUAUCCAAUCGGCAAUGGGAGAUUAGCAGNNGUACUGAUCCCACUCAACUACCCAAGCACGUUGAAUUCAACUCAUCCAGUCACAGCACUUCCAUUUGGCAAUCCUGGACACGAAAAGAUUAGCCUCAAUGUAGACUCUUUGUGGAGUGGUGGGCCAUUUGAGAAUUCGAGCUACAAUGGAGGCAAUCCCCAAUCUUCUGUGUCAUCUGCGCUACCAGGAGUCCGUGACUGGAUCUUCAAGAAUGGCACAGGAAACGUCACCGCUCUGAUGGGAGACAAUAACAACUAUGGCAGCUAUGCUGUUCUUGGUAAUCUGUCCAUCUCGAUUGACAAUAUAUCGAACUUCACAGGCUACAACAGAUCUCUUGAUCUGGUCACUGGUGUGCAUACAACGACGUUCGAAGCAGGCGAAAGCAAGUAUACAAGCCAAAUUUAUUGCUCCUAUCCAGAUAAUGUUUGCGUCUACGAGCUGACUUCGCGUGACUUUCUACCGACUAUUCACAUCUCAUUUGAGAAUCAGCAAUCCAAUACAACGCUUGUCAAGUCUGCAUGUUCAGCGUCCACGAGGACUGCGUCACUAUCGGGCAUAACUCGAGCAGAUAUUGGCAUGUCUUAUCGUGCCGAAGCAAAAUUUGUCGGUAAACCCUUAUCGCUUUCUUGCUCCUCAGGAGUCCUCACAAUCAAGCCUGGCUCGAAGCAGAGAUCGCUCGCUCUUGUGGUUGCGGCCAGCACUAACUACGCAGAGGCAGAAGGAAACGCAACAGCCAACUACUCAUUCAAGGGCCCAGAUCCAGGCGACUACGUCGCUACCGAAGCAGGAUCUGCAGCAGCAAAAGGCGCCAAAGUCUUACUACGACGCCACAUUACAGACUACUCGGCUCUAUCCUCGCGCUUCGCACUCGAGCUCCCAGAUACCGCUGGAUCAGCAGGUAAACCAACAGCAAAUCUGAUAGCUGCCUAUCAAGGCACGGUGAACAUCACAAGCGACCCUUACUACGAGUCUCUUCAAUUCGACUACGGCCGCCACCUUUUCAUCUCCUCUUCACGCCAAAACUCACUUCCACCAAAUCUCCAAGGGAAAUGGGCCUAUGGGCUCGAGAAUGCGUGGGGUGCAGACUAUCACGCCAACAUCAACCUGCAAAUGAAUCAUUGGGGAGUAGACCAGACCGGACUAGGCGAACUUCAAGAGGCGUUGUGGCGAUACAUGACAGAAACCUGGGUCCCUCGCGGUACCGAAACUGCGAAUCUGCUUUACGAUGCACCGGGCUGGGUAACUCACGACGAGAUGAAUAUCUUUGGCCACACAGGGAUGAAGACUGGCGAUGAGUAUUGGGCAGAUUAUCCAGCAUCGGCAGCUUGGAUGAUGUUGCACGUGUUUGACCACUUCUCAUAUUCGCAAAAUAUUGACUGGCUGCGUGAGACAGGGUACCAUUUACUUGAAGGUGUAUCGUCGUUUUGGCUCAGCCAGCUGCAAGAGGAUAAAUGGCUCCACGAUGGAAGUUUAGUGGUCAAUCCUUGCUCCUCGCCAGAACAUGGAUCCACUACUUUCGGCUGUGCUCAUUAUCAACAGCUCAUCCACUCUCUCUUCAUGAAUACCAUAGCUUCUGCCGGAGCCUUGAAUUACUCAUCUCCUCUCCUUCCAAAACUCACCGAGGCACUACAGAGGCUAGACAAAGGGCUCCAUAUCAACCCUACCCUCCACACAAUCCAAGAAUGGAAGAUCACUUCCCUUGACACGUUAUACAACACAAAGUCCACCCACCGCCACCUCUCCCACCUCGUAGGCUGGUUCCCAGGCUCCUCCCUCUCCGGCCUCCUAAACGGCUACACCAACAUCUCCAUCUCCUCCGCCAUCAAACAAACACUCAUCGACCGCGGCCCCGGCAUCGCCGACGCAAACGCCGGCUGGGAANAAGUCUGGCGAGCAGCUUGUUGGGCCCGUCUAAAUGCUUCCUCUCAAGCUUACGAUGAACUCCGCCUCACCAUAUCCCAAAACAUAGCUAGCAAUGGGCUUUCUAUGUAUUCGGGCAAGAAUGAGCCUUUUCAGAUUGAUGCGAAUUGUGGAUAUGUAGGGGCGGUGUUGGCGAUGUUGGUGGUGGAUAUCGAGGAACUGGGGGACGUGAUCUUGGGACCAGCGAUACCGAGAGAGUGGGCUGGGGGUAGUGUUAAAGGGUUGAGGGUUAGAGGUGGUGGAAGUGUAGGUUUUGGUUGGGAUGAUGAGGGAUUAGUGCAGUGGGCGAAGUGUUUAGGAGUUAAGAGAAAGGUCGUCAAUCUCGAAGGGACAGUAUUGUGUUAG
Aureobasidium musti is the source of this 2415-nucleotide messenger RNA. NCBI's taxonomy places the organism in Eukaryota, Fungi, Ascomycota, Dothideomycetes, Dothideales, Saccotheciaceae. The record is from the annotation of a GenBank genome assembly.